Paramecium pentaurelia is the source of this 303-nucleotide messenger RNA. The record is from the annotation of a GenBank genome assembly. Lineage: Eukaryota; Ciliophora; Oligohymenophorea; Peniculida; Parameciidae.
AUGAUUAAUUAAUCAACGGAAAGCGAAUUCUUUCAAGAAAAAGAACUCACUGUCUCUAGAUGGUAAUUAGAAGACGAUGAUAAAGAAAAUCAAACUAAGAAUCUUAUAUAACAUGAAUAACCUAAACCUAUUCUCUAUAAGAUCUAGAUAGAAUAUCCAGAUUAUAGUUCUUAGACUCCAUCAAAUAAUAAAUCAAAGGAAUUAAAAAGAAUGAUAGAAAGUAAUUUUAGAAGAAGACCUAAAAAGUCAAGUGAUGCUUGGGAAGAAAUUCUACUUAAAUGCAAUAAUAUUAGGAAAGGAUGA